CGAGACCACAAAAAUCCCGCUCACGCUCCUCCUAUUUCAACACACUCUCUCUUCGCCAUUGUAGAUCAUUCUUAAUCUCUAAAGGUUUUGACUUGGGGAGUUCCAGUUUAAAAUUAUGUAUAGAGUUUCUUCAAAGCACCCUAAUGCCACGAAGGAAGCAAUCUCUACUACGAAAAUUCGAGAUAAUAAUGUGAGAAUCACUAGAUCAAAAGCUAAAGCCUUAGGAGUGUCAAUGUCUCCCUCAAAACCCGCUUUUAAACAGGAACCAAAGCGUGUUGCUAGACCGAGUAACAAACGAAUGGCAUCGGAUGUUACUGCCUAUAAGCAUAAGAGACGGGCGGUGCUCAAGGAUGUGACUAACACUUUGGCAGAACGUGCAGAAGGCGAUAUUAAGGCUUGUAAGCAUGGUCAAAAAGAGACUAAGCAAAUAUCAGAAGAUGGUUUGGUAGAUGUGGAUGCCGAAAAAUCGAAAUUAGCAGAAGAUUUAUCAAAGAUUAGAAUGGUUGAAUCUUUAGAUGCCUCUGCUCCAAAGCAAAAAGAAGAUGGAUCGGAUGUCGCGGAUUAUCUUCAGAUUGUAGAUAUAGAUUCCAAUGUCCAAGAUCCCCAGUUUUGUAGCUUGUAUGCUGCAAGUAUAUAUGAUAGGAGUCAUGUUGCAGAGCUUGAACAAAGACCUUCAACUAGUUAUAUGGUGCAAGUGCAGCGAGAUAUCGAUCCAAACAUGCGCGGAAUUCUGAUUGAUUGGCUUGUGGAGGUUUCUGAAGAGUACAAGCUGACUUCAGAUUCACUUUACCUUACCGUGAAUCUAAUUGAUCGAUUCAUGUCUCAUAAUUACAUUGAAAAGCAGAGGCUUCAGCUACUAGGUGUCACUUGUAUGCUAAUAGCCUCAAAAUACGAAGAGAUUUGUGCACCGCGGUUGGAGGAGUUUUGCUUCAUUACAGACAAUACAUACACAAGACUAGAAGUACUAAGUAUGGAGAUUCAAGUUUUAAACUUUCUACAUUUUCGGUUAUCAGUUCCCACCACCAAAACGUUUCUCAGGCGGUUCAUUCACGCAGCUCAAGCGUCUGAUAAGGUUCCCCUUAUUGAGAUGGAGUUCUUAGCAAACUAUUUCGCGGAACUAACUCUCACAGAAUAUACUUUCCUAAGGUUCCUACCAUCCCUAAUUGCCGCUUCAGCGGUUUUCUUAGCAAGAUGGACACUCGACCAAUCUAACCAUCCUUGGAACCCAACUCUACAGCACUAUACCAGAUAUAAAACAUCCGCUCUAAAAAACACGGUACUUGCAAUGGAGGAUUUGCAACUCAACACCAGUGGAAGCACCCUUAUCGCUAUACGAACCAAAUACAACCAACAAAAGUUUAAAAGAGUGGCAACACUAACAUCUCCUGAACGUGUCACAACACUCUUCUCAAGAUGAAACCGCGGAUUUUGGAUUCUCCUGAUAUGACCAAGUCAGCACAACUCUCUGGCUUCAGCAUUUUGUAUCAGGUGGAUCAGUCCUAGUUUCAGACACCAGUUUUGGUCUCUACAGUUAUGGAAUAGUUUGACACAUUGAGAUUGUCCUUUUACAGUAAAAAUGUUAUAGAAUUUUGUAGACUCAUUAAUAAAGCAAGUGUUCAUGAGCCA
Messenger RNA from Arabidopsis lyrata subsp. lyrata, 1626 nucleotides. Its product is annotated as cyclin-A2-1. Lineage: Eukaryota; Viridiplantae; Streptophyta; Magnoliopsida; Brassicales; Brassicaceae. The transcript is spliced from 12 exons. Gene Ontology annotation, biological process: regulation of cyclin-dependent protein serine/threonine kinase activity; mitotic cell cycle phase transition. The record is from RefSeq and is a predicted model, not a curated record. Bases 116 to 1417 code for a protein of 433 amino acids. Gene Ontology annotation, cellular component: cytoplasm; nucleus; cyclin-dependent protein kinase holoenzyme complex. Gene Ontology annotation, molecular function: cyclin-dependent protein serine/threonine kinase regulator activity.